Molecule: messenger RNA, 6167 nt
Organism: Macadamia integrifolia
Lineage: Eukaryota; Viridiplantae; Streptophyta; Magnoliopsida; Proteales; Proteaceae
Product: transcription factor ABORTED MICROSPORES-like
Exons: 6
Coding region: 5386-6012 (208 amino acids)
Biological process (GO): regulation of DNA-templated transcription
Cellular component (GO): nucleus
Molecular function (GO): protein dimerization activity; sequence-specific DNA binding; DNA-binding transcription factor activity
Source: RefSeq, a predicted model, not a curated record
CUUUUCUUUUCUAUUUCUUCCCUCUUCUGCUCCUCAAAAGCUUAACAUCUUAUAUAUUAGGGUAUGCACAAGUAGGUUGGUUCACUGCAAAUCCGGCAGAUCUGCUCUAUCUCUCAUGGUUGAAGCCUGAAGGGUUGGGGGGAUGGUAUAGGGGAUCUUUAGCAGGUUUGCAAUUCGUAACUCAGGUAACCUGCAAUCUCUCUAACCUUCUACUUACUUCCAUCGCCUUUUUUUUGUCUGUUUCUUUGUUUCAAUCUUCCUUCAUCAGAGUUAGGAGCUUUGAACCAGCCGGACACAUCAGAGCAAAUUGGGGGAUGGUAAAGGGGAUUCAACAGCUGUCACUCCUAACUCAGGACAUUUGGAUGGAACUCUUGAGUAGACAGGUCAUUUUGGGGGUAACUUCUCACAACAAUGAAAGUACUUAUGACCAUUGAUUCUCCAAAAGUAUUAUUCAUCUUUUUUUUUUUUGGUAACACAAAAAUACUAUUCUUGCGUGAAGAAAAACUCAAUCGAUCAAAAUUACUUAGACCUUAAUUGUUCAUUGGGGUUUUGCUGCGGUGGGAAUGAAUAGUGAUGACUUUCCCACACGAGGGAGAAUGCAUGCAUCUUACUACAAUGGGGUGGAAAAUUACUAGAAACCUUGGGCAUGUCAACUACGGUAGGUUAACAACUAUGGUCACUGAUGAUGACCUUAGCUUUAUCUCUACUUGAUGCUUUUCUUCUCUUUUCUUCCAUAAGAAAAGGAGGGCUCGUCAAGUUUUGGCAUUGGCUCAUUGCAAAGGGUUCCCAACACAAUUGUCACUUGUUGCUGCUGAAUCUUUAUCAAUCUUCAUCGGUAAUAAGGUGCCAAGAUAUGAACCAGCAGUUAUAGUGAUUUUGAAGGGAUAUGAUGUUGAACAUCCCACUUUCUCCCCCUUCACCAUCUCCUCAAUGUGAAACAUUCCCACCCAACCAUGUAGCAUUUCAUCACAUUUCGUUUGGUUGGGUAGGGCUGUUUGAGAGAGAUGAUGAUGCUAUGGGGAAGAGGAGGGAUUGGUAAGAGAUGAUGGUUAUUUACGUUUCCUAUUGGAGGCAAUUUGGUCGUCGCUGAAUAUAGGUAGUAAGAGGGUAAAGGAAGGGAGAAUGGAUUGGAAGGGUUUCUUUAUUUCUAUUAACGAGCUUUCAUACGAAAUGCUCUUUUAUUGUUCAAAGAAUUGCAUCUAAUAGUAAUAAAAUGGUGAUGAAGUGCACACAUUUAGGAUCAUUAUUACUUUGACUCUUAUCAUACAAAGUAGAAACUACCUCUUUAUUGUAACUAUGACUAUCCCACUACAAUAAUGAUAAAUGAUUCUCUUUGACCAUUGACGAAGGGAAAGUGAAUCUGAAAAUGAGAGUUUUAUGUCACAAUAAGGGGAUAAUUGUUUUGACUUUGUCUAGUAAGAGGCAGAGUAAUAAUGACCCUAGAUGGGUGUAAUCUCUUAUAUUUAUGGUAAAUUAUUAUUAUUAUUAUUAUUAUUAUUAUUUUUUUUUUUUUUAAUGAGAAUUUUCCCUUUUCCCAUUUGAAUGGCCACCACUGUUAUCUUAUAAUGUUACUCCCUUUGUUGAAGGCAUUGUUUUUAAAGAUGACUGGUGAAGGAAAAUUAGACCUAUUUUUAAUCAAAGAGUUUUUUUUCACUCUCUUCACCCACCAACUUUAUGGCAUUUCUAUGUCUCUUGAGUAGAUUGAGGAAAUUUUGGGACACUUCUCACUGUGAUUGGUUCUCCAUGGGUGAAAACAAAAACUAUCUUUAAUCGAAAUUAUUUAGGCCUUGUUUGUUUGUUGGGAUUUUGAUGGGAUGGGAAUUAACAGUGAUAACUUUCCACAAACAUGGCAAAUUGCACACUUUUGGAUACAGUGGGAUGAAUACUCGGUCAGAAACUCUGGGCAUGGCAAGUGUUCUUGUUAGGUCUGUGUUUUUUCCAUCUCGCUCUUUUAAGGCAUGUGAAAUCAGACUUUCGGCGACAAGGGUUGCCAUACACAAUUUUCACUAGUUGUCGACUCUUUCUCAAUCUUCAUCGAUAAUAAAGAUGCUAUGUUAUGAUCCAAGAAUUGUACUGAUUUCGAAGGGAUGUGAUCUUGAAGAUUCUGCUUUCCCUCCCUGCACUUUAUAACAUUCCCUCCCAACCAAUGGAAAUGGUGGAUGGGAUGUUAUGGUGGUCAUCCUUUCUUUUCUUUUCCAUGUCAUCUCAUCCAAUAACAUGUGGGUUACGCAUGUAAUGGGAUAGGAUAACAAGAGAAGUAAAGUGGAGGAAGAAUCCAUGUAGCAAUCUAUCCCAGUCGUGGGUUGUCCAAAUUGUUAGGGUGAAUUAGAGAUUGUGUGGAUAGGCGUUCGGUCUCAUGUUCGAUUUUUCAUUUAUGCAUCUACGAUUAAAGUGGAGACCGUGGCAAUAGGUUGCGCAAGGACAAAAUUUGCUAUAAUUUGGAAAAUAUGUCUUGCCCUUCUAUCCAAAUGGGCUUGGAUAGGUUUGAACCAUGUUUAUGAAAAAAUGGAAUUGGGAUCAAAUCGGGCAAUGUUGAUUCCAAUUCGAAUCUAAAUCGGCUUGAAUCAGUUUGAUCCAAUCGAUUCAAAGCCAUAUUGGGGUUAGAGUUGGAAUCGAUAGAAAUAAUAGUAAAGAACUGAAAAUAAAAAAAAAUAAAAAAAAAUCCAAAAAAAUGAUAUGUAUAUUUUUUAUUUCUAACCAAAUUAAAGCUUGAAUUUCUAUUUCUAUUUCUUCAUUUUCACAAAUUUUUUAUUUUCCCAAGUAAUUAAAUAUUAGCAUUUUUAUACUCUAACAUGUUUUAUUAUUCAAAAUUUCACGAAUUUGAAGUUGGUUUCUACGUAAAAAUUUUAGAUCCUAGUAAUCUAUAUAAUAUAUCAGAUUUCAUAGUUACAUUCAAAGUAUUAGUAGUUAAAAUUGAAAAACUAACCUCGGAUUGUAUGGGCUUGAUCACCUUAAUGUUGAAGAACUUACAAUUUGAAGCUACCGCCAGAAAUUCUUCUAGGCAUAAUUUUCCCCUCGAUUUGUUUCUAAAUGACUUGAAACAUUGUAUUGUUUGUCAUUUCUUUAUGUAGAACACAUCUAAUGUUGUUAUUUUUGUUUUAUAUCAAUUCUAAGGAUAUCAAGUUCACUUCUAAUCAAGAAUUUUCUCCCUUUCACGUAAGUCAAGUGGGUUUUUAGAUUUUAGCUGUUGAUAUUUCAAAUUUGACCAUAAAAAUUUGAUAUGUUGUAUAAUUUGUUAGAAUCUAUAACCAAACCCUAAACCCUAAAAAAAAAGAAAAAUCUGAUUCGUCAAUUUGAUGGUUUCAAAUAUCUAUAUUGCAUAUCACUCGAUCCGUAUCGAUAUCAACUGUGGCCAAUACUGUAUUGGUGUAACAGUUCAUAGUAAGGGCAAAACUGUCCCAAAAAAACCUGAUUUUAAAACUGUCCUAGAACUAACUGAAGAGUACAUAUUCCUUUUUGGUUUGUGAGGACAUAGAAGAAACAGUCGUUGGUCUUUAGUGGUGGUACUGUGUACUUAGGCAUCCAAUGCGGUUAUCAGUAACUUUCACCCAAUAUUUUAUUCCAUAGCUGGAGGUGGGUGAUCAGAGUCAAGAGGAUCACUGCCCCUUCCUUGUUCUCUCUCUGAACUUCUGACCUUAAAAAUAGAAAUCUUCUCUCUAAUGGCGUAUUCAAAUUUAAUCACACCAUCUCCCCUGUUUUAGUAUGCCCUUCAAUGUAUGUUCAUGCCCCCAUAUUGGACUGUGUGUUCUUUGUAUAGCUUUAAAUUUCUUGAUGCUUUUUUUUGCCACAUGGAUAACUUCAUUUAGAAUGAAACUUGACAUAUAAGUAAGGGUCCUUAGAACCUUUACAAAAAUUCAGUCACACCCAAUCUGCCACGUGGUGAGGUUUUCUUUUGAACCCACAGGACCACCCCAUUGGUUAGAGUAAGGUACAAGUGGAUACGAUUAUACGAGUAUUGAUUCUAGGCAAUGUCCUCAGUUUGAAGCACUGAGAUGCAUAUGAGGAGCCUAGUUUUUUCUACACGAACAUUAAGAAAAAAAUCUCUUCAAUGGGCUCCUAAAUAAGUCACAUGGCAAGUCAAGUGGGGCUGAAAUUUCGUAAAUAAAUAGACCUCGUGAUCCUUUGCUCACUUAGCAAAUUUCAAAUCAACUUGAGUUCGUCAAAUGUAAAUAUAAGGAAUCGAAAUUUUUAAGACUACCAGGAGGGUGCAUAGAAUAUAUGGACAGGGUGUAGGGACAUGCAUGAGAGAGUAUGACAUUAAAAAAUAGAGUAAAUGACUGAAUUUGAUGUUGAAAUUUCACACUUGAUAUUUUUAUCUAUCAAUUAGAAUUGGCACAUCACUCUUUCACAAGGCAAAACUAAGUAUGCCCGUAAAGAAGAUUCUAUUUUGGAUAAUUGUGUGGUAAGUUCUUGCAUUCAACAAUUUUUUUUUUGGAGGGGCUGCAAUUAAGUAUAGAGUUUGAUAGUUAAGCAAAGAGUGAAGAGGCAAGUAGAGCGUGAGGAGUAUGUGGAAAUGAAAAAUUCCCAGCUCUCUAUAGAUUAGGCUCGUAGUCAGACGAGUUGAGCUGCAAGAAGUCUACUCGUAAUCGGUUGAAUUUUUGUUCCUAUUGAAAUGACUGUAGAUUGAUGAGGGGUUGGUUAAUGAUGCUCAAACAUGUACUUGUUUUGAGCGCUUAUUUAUUUUCUAUCGGUAUCUAUGGAUUGUUCACGAGCGAAUAGAUAGAAGCGUUAUGACUUGAUGACUAAGCAUGAUAAUUAGAGACUCCACGGAUUAUAAAAAUUUGUUGCCAUACUUUUUAGGAGAUUUUUUGUGGGGUUCAGGCUUCUACAAAUCCUUUACUAUCAUUCUUCAGGGGAAAGGAUCCAUAUACUAUGGAAUCUUCAUGCCCAACCAAUGGGGGUAUGAGAGGAGGCAUCAUAUGAUUUUUCAAUAAAAAUUAUACAUUUCGGUAAAGAGAAAAUCUCACGAACAGAAAAAAAUGUUAGCAGUUGGUUUAUAGGAGAGGUAUAGGUACACUGCUUGCGUGUGGUAAAUUAAUUGAUAGGUUUUAAAGAAAGAUAAACACAAUGGACACUAGCUUGCGGUAUACCGGUGGUGUGCCCAGCCUUUUCCUAUGGUGCUAUAAUCUUUUUUCCAAUUUAUUUGGACUAAACAUAAUAAAAACCCUUGAAAGAAAAACAGAGACCCUUGUUUACUGUGGGCUGUGGCUCAUUGUCCUGAGUCUCCCGACUCCUGAGAGGCCGGGAGCCUAAGACCGAGAGCAACUGAGCAAGAGAACAUUGCUUGUACAGUACUGUACGGGCAAUAGAGAACCUCUUGGCCUUGGCUCAGCUAGCUAUUUGAAGGAUUUGAAUCUUCUUUGGUUUUCCAAAAGUGAACUAGAUAUGGGUAAUGAAGGAAGAAUGAAGGUCUGCAAGAGGUUGGAAGGAGAACCAUACCCAUCAAAGAACCUCAUCACGGAGAGGAACAGGAGGAACAGAAUCAAAGAAAGGCUCUUCACUCUACGAGCUCUGGUUCCCAAAAUCACUAAGAUGGAUAAAGCAUCAACCCUGGGAGACGCAAUAGAUUACAUAGAGGAAUUACAGGGAACAGUGAAGAUGCUCCAAGAUGAGGUGAAGGAGUUGGAAGACAGUGUACAUCUACAGAUCCCAAACUCAACUGGGCUUGAUGUUCAAGAUAAUGAUCAUUCUCAUGGCACCAUAUCUUCAGCGCCUGCUCACCAAAACCAGGGCUCUUCAAGUGUUAAUGGCAUGGAUAGGCCAACUCAGGUUGAAGUGGAAGUGAAUAAAAUAGGGGCAAAGGAGUUCAAUGUCAGGGUGUGUUGCGAACAGAGGAAAGGUUUGUUUGGUAGGCUAAUGGAAGCCAUGAGUGGGUUAGGUUUUCUGAUAACAGAUGUCAAUGUUGUUACUCUCAGAGGAAAGGUAUCUAGUGUUCUCAAUGCUGAGGCAAACUGUGAGGAAAUUCAAGCACACCAAGUGAGAGAAAUGUUGCUUAAGCUUAGUUUUGAGUGAGUUGAAUCUCUUACUCAGAUCCUUAACAUGUAGAAAUUUGUCAACUUGUAAUAGCUCUGCUCUUUAGGAGAAAGGGUUUGUGACCCAUACUGAAGGUGAUGCCACACCCUUGUGUAGUAAAUGAUAGUAAGCUUUUAAUGAUUUUGUUCACAGGA